GUGUAUAUAUAUAUAUGUAUGAUCAAGUUCGUGCUUCAUUAAAUCAUCCCAGUAUUAUUUCUUUCCUUUUCUUCCAACAAAUUAAAAGCGAUUGAAAAUGAGCGUAGAGAUCUUGGACAGUGCAACCAUUGUGAAUUUUGUGGAAGAUGAAGAAGCUUUCAGUGGUUGGAUUAGAGAGCGUUUUAGCCAUCUUGAUAUGGACAGAGAUGGAGUUCUUUGUUAUGGAGAGAUGUUGAAGGAGUUGCAGAGUCUUAGGGUAUUCGAGACUCAUUUUGGGAUCGAUACGAAACCCGAUCCGAACGAGCUUUCGUCCGUCUACGCCUCCUUGUUCUUACAGUUCGAUCGCGACUGCAAUGGAAAAGUUGAUCUUGGUGAAUUCAUGGCAGAAACCAAGAAGAUGAUGUUGGCCAUGGCUAAUGGAAUUGGCCUUUCUCCUGUUCAAAUGUUGUUGGAAGAAAAUAGUUUCUUGAAGAAAGCUGUGGAUAGGGAAUCCACCAAACUCGCUGCGGCUUAAUUAAUUACAAUAUAUACAACCUAAACCCACCUUGAUUAAUCGAGUUGAAUUUUGAUUUUCUUUGGAAGGAUAUGCUCAUUUCAUCCUAACAAAAUGUUAGAGCAAAACUGAAAUCAUUCAUCUUUUUUUCUUUCCAUUGAGUUUUUUACAUUAUGUGCGUGAUGAUGGUAGAAAUCAAUUCUACCUUUUUUCCAUUUUUGACAAAGGAUAUAAUAUAAUCUAGCUUUGAGACAA
Molecule: messenger RNA, 748 nt
Organism: Cucumis melo (muskmelon)
Lineage: Eukaryota; Viridiplantae; Streptophyta; Magnoliopsida; Cucurbitales; Cucurbitaceae
Exons: 1
Coding region: 98-514 (138 amino acids)
Molecular function (GO): calcium ion binding
Source: RefSeq, a predicted model, not a curated record